GUUCUUUUCUUUGCAAGAUUGAGAUGGUCCAUAGAGUGGUAGAGUGGACGAGGUUGCUUUCUCAAGAGAGCACGAUCUAGGCAAAAUAAUACGACGACUAGACCUUCUAUUUUUGUGUAAAUCUCAAUUACAAAACCUUAUAUUUUGGUGGCCCUACUCUUUUUUCUUUUCCCCAAAAAAAAAACUGUGUGUGCCUUCUUCUCUUCUCAUUCUCAUCCAAGUUCUCAUCCUCGCCCUCAUCCGUCUCGCUGUCUUUCCUCAUCCUGCAGUCUUCGUUGCCUUGUAUCAUGACCACCUCAGCCGCCGCCGCCAACAACAACAACACUACCGUCUGGGACACUAAGACCCAGCAGUUCCACGGAGGACAGGAUUGGAAGUUCCUCGAUAACUUUGUCGAGGACUUUUCCGUCACGACUAAUUGCCUCGGAACUCCUGUCAAGGCCAUUCAAGCUGCCCGCGAUGCUGUUGCGACCUGUCACCACUACCCACCGGCCAAUCAAGAGCCAGCCAAAUCGUCUUUGGCCGAAUGGAUCUGGCCAGAGCAUUGGGAGGCCAACAGGGACCGUCUGUUGCUUGGCAACGGUGCUUCAGAGCUGAUUGACCUUGUGAUCCGAUCUGCUCCUCAGGGAUCGUGGAAGGCUGGACCUUGGGAUGUUCAGUACAAGGAGUACCAGAGAUCGGCCGAGACAAACGGUCGUGAUAUUCUCUCGCCCCAGGGCCAGGACAGAGCCAAUGUCGUGUGCAUCGUCAACCCCUGCAACCCUACUGGAGACUACAAGUCGAUCGACGAAUUGAAGUCCUGGAUCCUGAACAACGUCCAGGACAAUGGUGUCGUUGUCAUCGACGAGUCGAUGCAGAUCUGGGUUGGACCCGACUUCCGUCAGGACUCAAUGACAGCUCAGACCGAAUUCUUGGAAAAGACCUUCAAGGAGCGCAACAUUUCCAUCUAUGUCAUUCACUCAUGGACAAAGAUCUGGUCCUGCACGGGUCUUCGUCUCGGUUCAAUCGUGUGCCCAACGGUUGCUCAUUGUGUUGAAUUGAAGCGUAUCCAGGUCCCCUGGAGCGUCAACAGCCCUGCAUUGGCGUUUUUGGAUGAGGUCGUCCGCGAUACCGAGUACUUGGAGGAGACCUGGAGGGUGACUCCCAUCUACCGCGCUCAGCUGAUUGAGCGUCUCGAUUCGUUGGCGAACGGUCGUUCCUGGGAGUACUUUGGCAAACCUUAUCUCAGCUGGGUGUGGGCCGAUCUCAAGGAUGUGGAGACUGCUGAGAAAGCUGUGGUCCUGGCCAAGCAGGCCGGUGUUCCAGUCCGCAGCGGCAAGCCUGGUUACGAGCGCCCAACCUUUGUCCGCAUUGCUGUCCGUGAGCCCAAGCAGACCGAUGUCCUCUUUGCUGCUUGGAAGGACCUGUAAAAGGUCAAGAACAACAACAAUAUGGAUGUCCUUUAUUUCUAUAUUUUUUUAUGUUCAUCGUAUUCUUCUGUAGAUAGAUCCUUUCCUCAAUAUACACUACCUUCCUUUUACUAUGCGCUACUUCGGAGUCAUAGACCGAGCUUUCUUGUGAACCAAUACAUGACAAAAAAAAAAAAAAA
Messenger RNA from Gamsiella multidivaricata, 1588 nucleotides. RefSeq names its product pyridoxal phosphate-dependent transferase. The transcript has 4 exons. Gene Ontology annotation, biological process: biosynthetic process. The record is from RefSeq and is a predicted model, not a curated record. NCBI's taxonomy places the organism in Eukaryota, Fungi, Mortierellomycota, Mortierellomycetes, Mortierellales, Mortierellaceae. Gene Ontology annotation, molecular function: pyridoxal phosphate binding. The coding region runs from base 288 to 1409 and encodes 373 amino acids.